ACCUUUGCUCCAUCUGUUCUUCGUAUUUCGUUCCACGUAUGCAGGUUACGUCCAACAAAAUUUAAUUCAUCAUUACAUUAGAAUACGAAGCUACAUCACAAGACCGCCAAAAGUUACAAGCCACACAAAUUGAGUAACAAACAAACACGCAUUGCCUCUGUCUGCCUCCCUUGAUAGUUGGUACUGAGUUUCGUUAGCGCGCCGUGGGGAAACAGUGGCCCCCACCCCGUACCGUUCCUUUUCGUAACCCCCGUUUGGCCUGGCCUUCUUCUCCAAUUUAUAAGCACAGAAGCUGGGCUUCCCCAUUCCGUCGCUCUAAUUCAGCAACAGCCUCUUCUCAAUUACCAUUUCCCCUUUUCUUCUUCUUCUUCUUCUUCUAGUUUCCUUCCUUCAUCUGCUCGUAGUUCGUCUCCCUCUGUUAAACCUCAACACGGUUUCUCCUUCUCUUCCGUUUUUUUUUUUUGUCUCCGUCGUCGCUCUUUCGAUCGGGGAAUCAACUACCGUUUCCUUCGACAGGAGUACGAGCGCUCUCGCUUUUCUGAAGAAUCUUCAGUCAGAAUCCAGAGGUAAGAUUGUGGGUGGCGUAGUUCUUUGUAGUCUGUAGAGAUAAAUCAUAUCUUUGUUGUAUCUGUACCACUCGUCUAUCGUCAUCAAUUAUCCUGUAUUUUUUUCCGUGGUGUUGUGCUUUUCUCAUGGAUUAAAACUCUGCAAUCGAUUUGCUGUUUUACGUCUGUCUGUGUGCUUAUGAAAUUGAGCUCUGUGGCGGAAAUUUUUUCUAGGAUAGGAAUGGCUCAUUUGCACAACAAUGAUCUCGCGUACGUUGUCGAUGAGUAUUACGACUCCGAAUUCGAAGAGGAGCCGCAGCUUCAGAAGAGGGACGAGCUGGAGUCGCUAGACUCGGACUUUGAAGACGAUUUUGAGUUUAACAACUCGACGACUGACACAACUGCUGUGGAGUUACGGAGUGGGAAGGAUAUACAAGGAAUUCCAUGGGAGAGGCUCAAUUACACUAGGGAUAAGUACAGGGAGACGAGAUUGAAGCAGUACAAGAACUACGAGAACCUAUCUUACUCUCACGAGCAGAUCAACAAGGAAUGCCUUCAAGUAACGAAAGGAAAGACAUUUUAUGACUUCCAGCUGAACACGAGACACGUCAAAUCGACGAUUGUGCAUUUUCAGCUGAGGAAUCUGUUGUGGGCUACAUCGAAGCACGAUGUCUACCUAGUGGGAGACUAUUCGGUGAUGCAUUGGUCUGCCUUGUUAAGAAAAGGGAAAGAAGUCCUUAAUGUGGCCAAACCAGUAGUUCCGACCUUGAAACGUCCAGGGUUGUUGACACAAUCACUUUCCCGGGUGCAAAUUAGCUCUAUGGCUGUGAGAGACAACAUAUUGGUUGCCGGAGGCUUUCAAGGAGAGCUUAUAUUCAAGUAUCUGGAUCAUCCUGGAGCUGCAUUCUGCACCAAGCUGACAUCAAAUGAAAAUGCCAUCACCAAUGCGGUGGAUAUCUACACCUGCCCCAGCGGCUCGACGAGGAUUAUGGCAGCAAAUAAUGAUGCAAAGAUUAGAGUUCUCGAUGCCAUGAGUUUUGCCUGCACAAAUCAGUUCUCGUUUGAUUGGUCCGUAAAUAGCACCUCGGUUAGCCCCGACGGGAAGCUGGUAGCAGUCCUCGGCGACAGCGUAGACUGCUUGCUUGCUGAUUCGCAGUCCGGCAAGGUAGCUGCUACCCUCAAAGGACACUUGGACUACUCUUUCUCCGCGGCAUGGCAUCCUGACGGCCGAAUUUUGGCCACGGGAAACCAAGACACCUCCUGCAGGCUAUGGGAUAUCAGGAACCCAUCCACAUCUCUGGCUGUGCUGAAAGGCAACAUGGGUGCCAUAAGGGGGCUGAAGUUCACGUCCGAUGGGCGGUUUCUGGCAAUGCAAGAGCCUGCGGAUUUCGUCCACGUGUUCGAUGUGGGAUCUGGGUAUGUGAAGUGCCAGGAGAUUGAUCUGUUCGGGGAGAUCGCCGGGAUCUCGUUCAGCCCCGAUUCGGAGUCUCUGUUUGUUGGUAUAGCAGAUCGUACGUACGGAAGCCUGUUGGAGUUCAGGAGAAGACAUUAUGACUACUGCUUAGAUUCUUCUUUUUAUUAGGGUUCUAAUGUGUGUGUCUAGAUGGUUUUUACUACAAUGUAUAUAGAAAAUCCAGGUAGAGUCGUUUUUAAAUUUUUAUCGCUUUUUGAACCGUAAUUGGGUUGCACAAGUUGUUGUCGUUUGGCUCUGUUCACGGUUGCAAUAUUUUGGUAUUGUUCCCCAAGCGUAUUCAUAUUUAUAGGCUGCUGCUGUUUGUGGUGUAAUAUAAUUUUGUUCUCUUC
This is a messenger RNA of Linum trigynum, 2348 nucleotides long. NCBI's taxonomy places the organism in Eukaryota, Viridiplantae, Streptophyta, Magnoliopsida, Malpighiales, Linaceae. The record is from the annotation of a GenBank genome assembly.